AUGGAGGAGGUGGCAACCAAUGUCCCCUUUUGCACCACUGAUUUCAAGCAAGCCAACGCUUCGAUUUGUUGGCCAAGCAUGACAGGAGAUGGACCAGUGAGAGUGAUCAUCCCCGUGCUGUUUGGACUGAUCUUUCUACUGGGCAUGGUGGGGAACACACUGGUGCUGGUGGUACUUGGCCGUCUCCCACCAGGUGGACGUCCCUCCCGCAGUGCCACCAACAUCUUCAUCCUCAACCUGAGCAUUGCAGACUUCUCCUUCCUUCUCUUCUGUGUCCCCUUCCAGGCCACCAUCUACUCCUUGCCCGAGUGGGUCUUUGGUGCCUUUUUGUGUAAGUGGGUGCACUAUCUCGUCAUGGCCACCAUGCUCGUCAGCAUCUUCACCUUGGUGGCCAUGUCAGUGGACCGCUACAUUGCUGUGGUCCAUGCGAAGCGCUCCCUGUGCAUCCGAAGCAAGCGCAAUGCCACUCUUGGGGUGGCCGUCAUCUGGUUCCUCUCUCUCCUCUUUGCCAUCCCCGUGGCGGAGCACCAGGAACUUUUUAACGGGCACCAGCAGGCACCCAACAGCUCUUUCUGUUGGGAACUCUGGCAUGGCAAUCCAGGAGCCAAGCAAAUGUACAAGGUGACCAUCUUCGUGGUCGGUUAUCUUCUACCUCUGGUGCUCAUCACAUGCUGCUAUACCAAGGUUUUAUAUCACCUUCAUAAAAAAGUGAAGAAUAUUUCCAGGAAGUCAGAAAGAUCAAAGAGAAAGGUAAAUGCCAAACAGCAAUUACUAAGCAUGGUAGAUGAGGAAGAUAUUUUGUGUAAUCAAGUAAUCAAAAUGUGGUACGUCUGUUUCUAUGAGAGAUGA
Messenger RNA from Pseudonaja textilis, 849 nucleotides. The record is from RefSeq and is a predicted model, not a curated record. NCBI's taxonomy places the organism in Eukaryota, Metazoa, Chordata, Lepidosauria, Squamata, Elapidae.